Talaromyces amestolkiae is the source of this 1032-nucleotide messenger RNA. RefSeq lists its product as uncharacterized. Lineage: Eukaryota; Fungi; Ascomycota; Eurotiomycetes; Eurotiales; Trichocomaceae. The transcript has a single exon. The coding region runs from base 1 to 1032 and encodes 343 amino acids. The record is from RefSeq and is a predicted model, not a curated record. Gene Ontology annotation, cellular component: transcription preinitiation complex; nucleus. Gene Ontology annotation, molecular function: RNA polymerase II general transcription initiation factor activity; TBP-class protein binding. Gene Ontology annotation, biological process: transcription initiation at RNA polymerase II promoter; transcription preinitiation complex assembly.
AUGGCGACAACUACGGCGCCUACCGGUGUAGCAGCAGCGAAAUGGGAAAAGAAUCUGUCGGCGCACGUCAUCUGUCCUGAAUGCAAAGAAUUCCCUCCGAAUCUCGAAUUCCCCGGAUCCCAUGAAACUGUUUGCGGCUCSYGUGGGUUAGUUCUGGCCGAUCGUGAAAUCGAUAUACACUCUGAGUGGCGAACGUUCUCCAACGAUGACCAGAACAACGACGAUCCGUCGCGUGUCGGUGAAACUUCCAAUAUCUUGUUGAACGGCAAUCAGCUCGAGACGAGUAUUGCGGGUGGAGCGACUGGUGCUGCUCGGCAGUUGUAUCGUGCUCAGAACAAGCUCUCGAAUGAAAAGAACAAUAAAGCGCUCAUGGCUGCUUACAAGGAGAUUGGUGCCUUGUGCGAUGGUUUUAACAUUCAAAAGAUCGUUGCGGAUACCGCCAAGUACCUGUUCAAGAUUGUGGAUGAUCACAAGGCUUUCAAGGGAAAAUCUCAGGACGUAAUUAUCGCUGGCUGUAUAUUUAUUGCUUGCAGGCAAUGCCAGGCUCCCAGAACGUUUUCCGAAAUCUUUGCAGUGACCAAAGUGUCACGGAAGGAAAUUGGGAGAAUCUACAAGUCCCUUGAAAAGUUCUUCACGGCGCAGAACAUCGAACGUACGGCUAUAGUCGGAUCUGAUGCGGGCUUCAAACAAACCUCCUCGACCAAACCGAGUGAUCUUUGUGAACGUUUCGGUUCAUUCUUGGGCUUAGAUUAUCGCACAUGGCAUGCGGCAGCCGAUCUGUCCGACAUCGUCACGAAAGCUGGAGAUCUUGCAGGUCGUUCACCACUUUCGAUCGUGGCUGCUUGUCUCUAUAUGGUUUCUCACCUUGCCGGUGUACCUAAGUCGGCUAAGGAAAUUUCGGCCGUCGUUGGUGUGAGCGAUGGAACUAUACGUGGUGCAUACAAACAACUCUAUGCUGAGAAGGAUCGCCUGAUUACCGAUGAAUUUGUUGCUAAGGCGAACGGAGACAGAGCCAAUCUACCACAGAGCUAG